This is a messenger RNA of Chondrus crispus (carragheen), 777 nucleotides long. RefSeq lists its product as hypothetical. NCBI's taxonomy places the organism in Eukaryota, Rhodophyta, Florideophyceae, Gigartinales, Gigartinaceae. The record is from RefSeq and is a predicted model, not a curated record. Bases 1 to 249 code for a protein of 82 amino acids. The transcript is spliced from 2 exons.
AUGAUCCGCACGCCCAGCAAUACGCCCGCCACCCUGUCGUCUCCGCCCACUCCUUCCCGCCGCAGCCCAUGCACCCGACGGACCGCCGCCCGCCGCUACCCAUCGACAUCAAGCCGGUCCAGAAGCCCACCGCCACCUACGAGCUGGAUGACUCCCCGCCCAUCGAGCCGCACAUCGUCAUGCAGAUGGGCGGCAUCCCGUACGCAGACCUGUGCAAGGAAAAGGCCCGUGAGGCCUUCAAGGAGAUGAAGAAGAACGAGCACAUGGCCAAGGGCGAGUUUGACCGCAUGAAGCGCCGAAAGAAGGGUGAUACCUCGAUGACGCCGCGUGAGAAGUACACACGCCGUCUGAAGAUGAACCAGGACUCGGCCGCCGCCGCACGCUACGCGCAGGAGGUGUACGUGCACAUGUUGGAAAAGCUCGUGAGGACGACUGAGGAGGAGAAGAAGGGCUUCAUCCUUCAGGUGCAGCAAUUGCAGCAGGAGAACGCAAAGAUCAAGGAUAAGAUGAUGCAAAUGUCCGCUCAACCACCUGUGGACGCUUUGUUUGAAGAAUCGGAAAGAGAGCGAAGGGUGUACGACCCCGCCCAAAUUAACAAGCUUCUAGAUAUGAUGUACGAACGCGAAACUCCGUCGGCGCAGGAUAAUGAUGCCAACUUUGCCGCAGGGAACAUGGGCAUCCCGCCAGCAAGAGCAGCAUAGGACAGGACUAACCGGGACACGUUCAGGAAGCUUGAUCAUUCAUCAAAUUGUAAAAAUGCCACUUCUCAACUUUGAA